Dermochelys coriacea (leatherback sea turtle) is the source of this 2546-nucleotide messenger RNA. It is a transcript of the gene HOXB2, whose product is annotated as homeobox B2. Gene Ontology annotation, molecular function: DNA binding; DNA-binding transcription factor activity, RNA polymerase II-specific. The record is from RefSeq and is a predicted model, not a curated record. The transcript is spliced from 2 exons. Bases 1109 to 2119 code for a protein of 336 amino acids. Gene Ontology annotation, biological process: regulation of DNA-templated transcription. Lineage: Eukaryota; Metazoa; Chordata; Testudines; Dermochelyidae.
UUCUUUGGUAAGUUGGUUAAGGCCCAGCUGUCAAAAGGCUUUCGAACAAAAGAUUGAUCGUUUUUCUCUCUCUCUCUCUCUUUCUUUUUUGGUUUGUGUGAAGCUGCUGGCUUUAAAAGAAAAAUCUUACUGGGAAAUGACUUUUAAUUUAAUUAUUUGUUAUCUAAACUAUUAAAGGGGAGCUGUUUAGCGACAAUACAUUUGAUUUCAAAGAUAUCAGUGACCUUAAAACACGUUUUUCCUCUUGCAGCGAAGUUUAAAGCACUCACUUAGGUGUGGGGGAUUAAGGUACUUUAACAAGCUAAGAUUUUUCUCGUCAAUUUUAAUGCUUGCUUUAUGACUUCGAAGAAUCUAAAAAGUUCUUAAGAACAUCUAACUGCCCCAAAAAUAAACCUCUCAAUUCAGCUUUCAUACUGACCUGAACUUUUUAAAAAAAAUCCCAACUGCAGAUAUUGGUAAAUCUGAAAUUCCAAUUUGCCUCAUUGAUUAGGGUUAGCCUUCCCUGGCUGUUAAUGAAGACUGCCUCUGCCUUGAUUUAGGAAACUUCUUUUCUAUUCCUGAUUUCAAUCCGUUGUCAAAACUUUGAAAAGAGUAAUGAGUUUGCUUCUUAAUUGCUCCUGUCUUCCAGAAUGUGCUCAUCAGCCACUGUAUUCCCAGGCAGGGAAAGAGUUAAGAAGGCAAGUCCUACCUUCAUUCCCACCCUUCCCUGCCUUACAGGCAUUUCCACUUUUGCAGCAUAGAGGUAACCCUAAUUAAAUGCCAGAGCCCAAGUCCUUCUAAAAGGGCGCGGAGGGGGGAAAGGGACGUUUCCUAAGGACCAUUUUUAUUUUAAUCUAUUAAAGAAAAUAAUGCUUUCUGUUUUCCAGCAGGCCCCGCCUGCUAUUGGCCAAGACUGGUCAUGUGACCAGGAAUUUGGCUGCAUUUUCGCCCCAGUCUCCAGUUUAAUAGAGCAAGGUCCCCAUACGCCUGUAUUAUCAGCAAUAUAACAAUUAUAAAAGCCCGAGAAUCGUCAUCAUAACCAUAACAAUAAAAAAACUGGGGCCCUAAGAUUUCCUCCCUCCUCCUUCUCCUCGUCCCCCUCCCUUUGCCACUGGGCCCUGGAAAAGCCAUGAAUUUUGAAUUUGAGAGGGAGAUCGGGUUUAUAAAUAGCCAGCCUUCGCUCGCAGAGUGCCUGACGUCUCUUCCCGCUGUCCUGGAGACAUUUCAAACUUCAUCAAUCAAGGACUCGACAUUAAUUCCACCUCCUUUUGAGCAAACCCUCCUCAGCCUGAAUCCUUGUUCCAGCAACCAGGCGAGACCAAGAAGCCAAAAAAGAGCAACUCAUGGCCUGGUCCAGCAGCGCCCAAUCCAGUUUGGCCCUUUGGCUACAGAAUUCCCCUGGAUGAAAGAGAAGAAAUCAGCCAAGAAAGCUACUCAGACUCCAUCCUCCUCUUCCUCUUCGCCAUCCUCUUCCUCCUUCCCGGGAUCUGCAGCUGGAUCUCCUGCAGACACCCAGGGGCUCCCAGAGGCCAGCGCGGGCGGCUCCCGGCGGCUCCGGACUGCCUACACCAACACCCAGCUCCUGGAGCUGGAGAAGGAAUUCCACUUCAACAAGUACCUGUGCCGGCCCCGGCGGGUGGAGAUCGCGGCGCUGCUGGACCUGACCGAGAGGCAGGUCAAGGUGUGGUUCCAGAACCGCCGGAUGAAACACAAAAGGCAGACCCAGCACCAAGAGCCCUCCGACGGGGACCUCGGCUGCCCCAACCUGGAGGAAUGCAGCGACGAGGCGGACGAGAGCUCCCCGUUUGGCCAAGCCCUGGAGACCCCUUGCCCUUUUCAAACCAAAAACCAGGCGAGCCAGGAGCCGCCCAGCGCUCAGCAGCUGCCCCGGAGCCCCGGCUACCCAACGCCCACCGCAGAGCCAGGGUCCAUAAUGGAGCCGAGCGGGGCAGCGGGCAGCGUGGACAAUGCCUUCCCGGAGAGGCAGGAGUCUCCUUUGUUGCCAGAUCUGAACAUCUUCGCGACAGAUUCCAGCCUCCAGGGCUCCCUGCAGAGCCCCGUCCACUUCUCGGAGGAAGACCUGGACUUUUUUACAAACACAUUGUGUACUAUAGACCUGCAGCAUCUGAAUUUCCAAUAACAAGUCCCACCCGGGUCUAUCUGCCUUGGCUGUGUCGCCCCUUCCACACGCACCUCCACCAGCUCCCCACUUGACACUAGAAUAUUUCUAUAAUGUGGCCAUGUGCUUUCUCAUACCCCUUCUCCCCUCGUCCCCUUUCAAAUUCGUUCUAAUGUGGAAGCUAGAUCAUAAAAAUGGCCCAUCCUUUAAAUAGUUAUUCCGAUAGUCUCAAAUAACAGGAUCCUCCUAUGUGUUUACUAAAUUCAGGUAUUUAAUUAUAGUUUUAUUCUUUCGUAUUUAUUUAAAAGAAAAGAUACACAAGCAACCCCCCCCCCGCCCGUCACAACCCCCACCCCCCGAGAGAAAACAUUUGUAAAUCCUUCAAGUGACUUUCUCAGGAAUCCGAACGAAACUUUUAGAUUUCUUAAUAAAAAUAAAUAAUAAUAAU